AUGUCAUCCGUCAUGCAUUACUAUCCAGUGCACCAGGCCAAGGUGGCCACUUACACAGCAACUCCCUCGGAGGUGAAAUACAGUGAUUUGAUCUACGGCCAUCAUCAGUCUGUGAACCCCCUCAGCCUGCCUGCCAACUACAGCCAGAUGAACUCCAACCCCACCACCCUCAACGACCACUGCUCCCCGCAGCAGCUCCAUCAGCAGCAGGUGUCCUCGGAUGAGAACCUGCCAUCGCAGCCCAGCCAGGACUCACAGAGGGUGAAGCUUAAGCGAUCCCGCACCGCCUUCACCAGUGUCCAGCUGGUGGAGCUGGAGAACGAGUUCAAGAGCAAUAUGUAUCUGUACCGGACGCGCAGGAUCGAGAUUGCCCAGCGGUUGUCUCUGUGCGAACGCCAGGUGAAGAUCUGGUUCCAGAACCGCCGCAUGAAGUUCAAGAAGGACAUCCAGGGCAACCGUGAAUCCAAGGCCAGCGCCAAGUUGGCUCAGCCCCAGGCGGAGCAGAGCGCCCAUCGUGGGAUAGUGCAGCGACUGAUGUCCUACUCCCAAGAUCCCAGGGAGGCCUCCGCGGCUGCAGAGAAGCGUUCUGUGGUGGCAGUGGCUCCGGUGAAUGCCCAGCCCGACUACGGCCAAGUCAAAAUCAAGACCGAAGUAAACACCAGCAACACGAUUAGCCACAGCAACAACAACAUGUGCUCCAGCACCGAUCUCAGCGAGAUCUUGGAGCACCUGGCCCAAACUACCCCUGCUCCAACCACCAGCAUUUCCCAUCCAGGAGCCAUUGCCAACUCCAGUUCCAGCUCCUCGUCGGGACACUACUCCUACAAUGUGGAUUUGGUCCUGCAGAGCAUCAAGCAGGAUUUGGAGGCGGCUGCCCAAGCCUGGUCCAAGUCGAAGUCGGCACCGCUUUUACCCACUCAGUCCUGGCAUCCGGUCUCCCAAAGUCAGAUCCCCACGAGCGUGCACGCGACUCCCUCUAUGAAUCUGUCGUGGGGCGAGCCCGCUGCCAAGUCCAGAAAGCUGAGCAUUACCCACAUAAAUCCCUGCGUUACCCGCUUCAAUUAUCCCAAUUGA
This is a messenger RNA of Drosophila subpulchrella, 1074 nucleotides long. RefSeq names its product protein zerknuellt 1. The coding region runs from base 1 to 1074 and encodes 357 amino acids. Gene Ontology annotation, molecular function: DNA-binding transcription factor activity, RNA polymerase II-specific; RNA polymerase II cis-regulatory region sequence-specific DNA binding. The record is from RefSeq and is a predicted model, not a curated record. Gene Ontology annotation, cellular component: nucleus. Gene Ontology annotation, biological process: regulation of transcription by RNA polymerase II. Lineage: Eukaryota; Metazoa; Arthropoda; Insecta; Diptera; Drosophilidae. The transcript is spliced from 2 exons.